AAAAAGGAAAAGGUUCUGAUUGUAUAUGGGAUGGGGUCCACCUUCAAAGACUCACUUGUAUUAUUGUUUCUGAAGAACUGAAGAAACCGAUCGGCUAAGAGGUUCUGAAAGGCUGUUCCGAAGAACUCGUUUAACAAAAAAUAGAAAAAGAAAAAGAAAAAGAACAAAAAACUAAUCGAUUUUUCAUAAAUUUUAAGGAAAAAAAAAAAAACGAAAGCUAGAACCGAAAGUUGUUGAAAAUGGUGUCGGCGAACAAGGAAAUGGUUGUGUACUGCUUCGACACCCUCGUCGCUCACUACAACAGCGAGGAAGCUCCUCCUCCCUCCUUCGACGAUGGUCAACACCCAUUGUUUGUUACAUGGAAGAAAGUGGUAAAUGGUGGGGAGCCUCGUCUUCGUGGGUGCAUUGGUUCUCUAGAAGCACGUGGCUUGAUCAAUGGGUUCAGAGAUUAUGCGCUGAACAGCGCUCUCAGGGAUCGCAGAUUCCCACCCAUACAGGCUAAAGAGCUUCCUUUAUUGGAAUGUACAGUCUCUAUUCUUACUGAUUAUGAAACUGCUGACGAUUACCUUGACUGGGAGGUAGGAAAGCAUGGUAUAAUUAUUGAAUUUUCUGAUCCUGACUAUAACACCAGGCGAAGUGCCACAUACCUGCCUGAAGUGGCUGCGAAUGAAGGUUGGACUAAAAUAGAGGCCAUUGACUCCUUGAUUCGUAAAGCAGGCUAUAAUGGUACAAUCAAAGAGUCACUUAGAAAGAACAUACAGCUAACCAAAUACCAAAGCACCUUAUUUACUAUGCACUAUGGUGAAUAUGUUUCCUAUGUGAAGCAGGCAAGAGGUGAAGCUCCAUCUAUUCUUGGAGCUAAGUUGCGCAAUUAGUUAUUUUUUCAGACAACAUUUUCUAAAGCUGGACAUCUUCUUUGGUGAAAGAUUGAAUACUUUUUCCAAAAAAAAAACUUGGUGCAAUUUUUUUUCAUAACCGAACUACUGUGACUGGUGCAACUUUUUACAUUCUUCAAAUUCAUUUGAUUUUGAAGAAACUACAUAACUCUGGACUUGGUUUUUGUGAACGUCCUUCUGUCACUGAAUUCAGUAGCUUAAGAAAGCUGCAGCACUGUUGAACUUGUUUAUGUCAGUCUUGUUGAUAAUUGGAACUUUAAUCUCUCUCUC
Molecule: messenger RNA, 1166 nt
Organism: Gastrolobium bilobum
Lineage: Eukaryota; Viridiplantae; Streptophyta; Magnoliopsida; Fabales; Fabaceae
Exons: 5
Coding region: 240-875 (211 amino acids)
Source: RefSeq, a predicted model, not a curated record